This is a messenger RNA of Sphaerulina musiva SO2202, 2970 nucleotides long. Its product is annotated as bifunctional acetylglutamate kinase/N-acetyl-gamma-glutamyl-phosphate reductase. Gene Ontology annotation, cellular component: cytoplasm; mitochondrion; mitochondrial matrix. Lineage: Eukaryota; Fungi; Ascomycota; Dothideomycetes; Mycosphaerellales; Mycosphaerellaceae. The record is from RefSeq and is a predicted model, not a curated record. Gene Ontology annotation, biological process: L-arginine biosynthetic process. The transcript has a single exon. The coding region runs from base 44 to 2740 and encodes 898 amino acids. Gene Ontology annotation, molecular function: NADP+ binding; arginine binding; NAD binding.
CUCCGCGCUCUACCUCUCCCUUCAUGUGAGACAGACAGCCACGAUGCAGUCCCUCGCCCGCCCGGUCUGCCGUCAGCUCACUCGUCACGCCCGUCAGCGCACCAACACCGCCGCCAAUGCCUCUCGCGCACGACCCCUCCUCACGACAUCACCACCGCGGCAUCUCGCUGUUUCCUCCCAGCGCAGAUAUGCCUCCCACCGCUCAGACACCGGCCGCGACGCCCGCUCUGCUGUCAUCAGUGUGCUGAACAACAUCGCCUCUAAGCGCGAAGUCCAGCAAUACCUGGCCCAGUUCACGUCCGUGUCUUCACAGCAAUUCGCUGUGAUCAAAGUUGGCGGAGCCAUUCUUACAGACUACAUUGAUGUCCUCUGCGCUUCCCUUCGCAAUCUCAAUCAGAUGGGCUUGUACCCUGUCAUCAUCCAUGGAGCAGGACCUCAACUCAACAAACUCCUCGAGGAGGCCGGGAUCGAACCCAAGUACAACGAGGGCAUUCGCAUUACCGAUGGAAAGACACUCGGUGUGGCCAGAAAGUUGUUCUUGCAGGAGAAUUUGAAGUUGGUAGAGGCGCUGGAGUCUUGGGGUGUCAAGGCCCGCCCCAUUACCAGUGGAGUUCUCAUGGCUGAUUACAAGGACAAGGAAACUUACCAAUUCGUGGGAGAGGUCAACCAGGUCAAUGCAGGGAGCAUCAAAGCUGCAAUUGCAGAUGGCUAUAUUCCUGUUCUGACGUGUAUGGCGGAGAGUGAAGAAGGCCAAGUCCUCAACGUCAAUGCGGAUAAAGCUGCUGCUGAGCUUGCAAAGGCAUUGGUGCCUUUGAAGAUUGUGUAUCUUUCCGAAAAGGGCGGCAUCUAUGACAAGGAGACUGGAAAGUUGAUUGAGGCAAUCAAUUUGGACGAGGAGUAUGAUGAGUAUAUGAAGAAACCUUGGGUGAUUCAUGGCACGAGGAGCAAGAUACGGGAUAUUAAGUCUCUGCUUGACAACUUGCCACGCAGCUCCAGCGUUGCCAUUAUUCAUCCCGAAAGCCUGGAACGUGAACUUUUCACCCACUCUGGAGCUGGUACUUUGAUCCGCAGAGGGACCAAACUACACACGGCAUCGACUUUGAAGGAAUUCUCGGAGCCAGCGAAACUGAAACAAGCACUCACUCGCGACCGCGAAGGCCUCGACGCUGCAAAUGUCGUCGAUCGAUACCUCGAGAUUCUGGAGUCUAGGCCAUUCCAAGCCUAUUUCGAUGAGAAUAUGGAGGCUUUGGCGAUCGUUCUUCCACCAGACAAUACCCCAAAUGCCAUGGCGCAGCUCGCUACACUUACCAUGACAAGAAAUGCUUGGUUGUCGAACAUCGCCGAUAACGUCUUCCAGAACUUGAAGAGAGAUUGGCCCAGACUUACUUGGACAGUUAAGCAGGAUGACGAGAAUCUGACUUGGUUCAGUGAGAAGGCUGAUGGGCACCUUGCGCGGGAUGGGGAGGUCCUCUUCUGGUACGGUAUCGACAGCCCAGAUGAGGUUCGCGACUUGAUGAGCGAAUUCAUCAAGCAAGGCCGUAAGAUGUUCGGUGACACUAACCUCGAAUCCCACAUCCACCGCGCAAGCUCCACAGCCGAACGCAUCAGAGCCAAUGCUGCCAACUUGGCCAAGUCAAGACCUCAGGCGGCACGUGCAUUCAGCACCAAUGCCAGGCCAAUGAGACGCGUCCGAACAGACGGCCUUCAGCAGAUCCGGACUUAUGCGACGACCAACCCCAACCCCCCGCUUGGUGUCAAGAACCGCGAGAAAGACUAUCCUUCCAAGGUGGCUCUCAUUGGCGCUCGUGGUUACACUGGAAAGGCUCUCAUCGACCUGUUGAACAACCACCCCAACUUUGACCUCUGUCACGUUUCUUCCCGAGAGCUCAAGGGUCAAGAACUCAAAGGUUACGAUAGCAAGAAGAUCAUUUACGAGAGCCUCUCGCCUGAUGAUGUUCGUAAGAUGGCAGAGAGCAAGGCGAUUGACUGCUGGGUCAUGGCUCUUCCCAAUGGUGUUUGCAAGCCAUAUGUCGAUGCUAUUGAAGAGUCCGGCCACAAGGAAGCUGUCAUUGUUGAUUUAUCCGCAGAUUACAGGUUUGAUCCGAACUGGACCUACGGCCUCCCGGAGCUCGUACAACGCAACAAAAUCGCCUCUGCCACCCGCAUCAGCAACCCAGGAUGUUAUGCCACCGCUGCCCAGCUUGGCAUUGCUCCACUAGUGCCAUAUCUCCCACCAUUCCCAGCACAACCCACAGUCUUUGGCGUCUCAGGAUACUCAGGCGCCGGCACGAAACCUUCUCCCAAGAACGAUGUCGAAGUGCUCACCAACAACCUCAUCGCCUACUCGCUCACAGACCAUAUUCACGAACGCGAAAUCUCCUCCCAGCUCGGCACCGAAGUCGCUUUCAUCCCUCACGUUGCAGUCUGGUUCCAGGGUAUCCACCACACCAUCUCCAUUCCUCUGGCAGAGAAGAUGGCGUCGAGAGAUGUCAGACAGCUCUACCAAGAUCGUUUUGACAAGGAGAAACUCAUCAAAAUCACCGGCGAGUCUCCACAAGUCAAGAACAUUUCGGGUCGCCAUGGAGUGGAAAUUGGAGGCUUUGCAGUGCACUCCUCGGGUAAGAGAGCGGUGGUGAAUGUUACGAUUGACAACUUGCUCAAGGGCGCUGCUACCCAGUGUUUGCAGAACAUGAAUCUUGCGCUGGGGUAUAGUGAGUAUGAGGGCAUUCCAUUGGAUUAAAUAUGGGGUCGCCAAAGUACGAAGCUGGAUAGUGUCAGAGGACGCGGAGGUGAGUGCGGAAAAUGAGCGGAUGGGCCUAGGAAUGUUGAAAAUGGGAGGAAAUUGUUAUCCUUUCGUUGGUUGUUAGAUGUCGAUAUGAUGGUACUAAUUCGAGCGAUCGAAUCGUAAGACUUUUACAAAUUAGCGUUCAAGCUUGUACCUACCUAUCGUGUCUGAAAUCAUGUACGUUG